Didymodactylos carnosus is the source of this 1575-nucleotide messenger RNA. NCBI's taxonomy places the organism in Eukaryota, Metazoa, Rotifera, Eurotatoria, Philodinida, Philodinidae. The record is from the annotation of a GenBank genome assembly.
AUGGAACAGGUUGUAUCAAUGAAUAAUUAUAUUGAAAUAUCGACGGGCAGUCAAGAUGAAGGCCAGUGUUAUGCAAAACUCUUGUAUUCCCGUGAUGGUGCAUUGGAGAGGGAUGUUAUGAUAGUUGUCGCCAAUAUUAACAAAAACGAAUCAUAUCUACUCGAGGAUAUAGAAACCGUUCCCGGAUUCCUUAGAAUAAAAUGGAACACUAAACUAAAAUCAUCUGGCGUACCAAAGGGGCAACGAUACAAUCACUUGUAUGUUGAUGGAAUGGGCAUUAAAGAGGUCAUAUAUGAAAAAGACCAACAAUAUUCAUUAGAUGAAAACUUAGUUAACGUUGGACGUAUACUGGUUCCCAAACCAUGUUUGGAACAGGCGUCAAUACCCAUUUGUUUUCUAGAUGAGUUUUGUCUAGAAUCAUUUGAGUCAAAUGUGCGGACGAUGCAGCUGAUUAUCGAAACAAACAAAAACAAAUUAACCUGCGAAGUUUGUGAAGAUCUACUGGCAUCAGCUCACCUUUCAAAAACGAUGUAUUCAUCAAAUAUGGACGAAAUGUUUAGUUGUGAGAUAGAAAAUAAAAUCAGUCCUACCAUAUGUGGUGCUAAUCUCUGCAAACCUUUGUAUUCGAUAUGUUUUGCCCCCGCAUUCGGUAUACCAUAUUCAUUUGAGAUGAAGCAGAAGAUAAGUUGCAUAUUAAAAUAUUACCACUUGUCAAAGUCGAUUUUAUUUUCGUUAAACACUUACAAACAUCUAUCUGUCUUAGCCAACGAGCAGCGUCAUCCGUUCCAAGAACAUGUAUUGCGUGAUACUGUACCGGCCAUCUGUUUGAAUUUUUCGUAUCCACCUGUACUAGAAUGGUUUUUAAGUCGAUGCCAGCAACAUGUACGUUUGAAUAAAUUAAUCGACGGUAGUAAAUGCAGGGUGUACCUUGUGGCAAAGUGGUCACAAAAAACACCUGACACGGAUGCUCGAUUUGAAUUCCGCUACUCAUUUUCACUUACUGAAAAAUUUUUGACAAAACAACGUCGUCCAAAAGAAAAACUUGUUUGUUCUUUGGCAAGAAAGUUUUAUUAUAAAAUAUUACGAGAUAUUCAUAAAACGUCAACAGAGUAUUUGAAAUCAUAUAUAAUCAAGACAUCAAUAUUGUGGCUAUGUGAGCUAAAUGAUCUUGAGGAACAGACAACGAUGACGAUCACUGAAAUGAUAUCACUAUGGAUCGAGUACAUGGUAAAUUGUUUCAAAGAUCGAUAUCUUCCGCAUUAUUUCAUUAAUGGUAUGAACUUACUACAAGAUUAUGACGAUUCUUUAAUUGAAAUGAUACAGCAUGCUCUGCAAACUGCCAACAUAGAAUACUUAAUCAAAUCUUUCGAUUAUAAAACAUUCGAGUCGAUCGGUUCAGUCAAUUAUCAUCGCCAAUUGUUACACGAACUGAAAGAGUUCAUCGAAUCAAACCCAAAAGUUCGAGAUAAAAUGAAACAAGUAUUUUGUGCAUCCAUAGCUAAACGAUUUUAUGAUGAUGAAGUGAAUACUAGACCGGAUUUAUUAGAGACAAUUUUUGAACUAUGGACAUGUUGA